UCUCCGCAUCAUACGCAGCUCUGCCAUUGGUUCAUUUCCUUUCAUCUUUCUCCUAUCUGGACGGCACGCACCACUGCUCGCCCAUCUGGGAGAGUUGUUUCUUCUACGUCGUUGGUUUCAUGGUCAAUUAUGUCGUCACAAUACCCAUAAUGUUUCUUUGUUACGUGUUUGUCUUCCGGGUCAUUUGGAAGAAACAGGUGAAGUUAAGUGAAUACCAGGCAGCAGCCAAGAACCUCACAUAUAGCCAACAAUCAUUUGAUGACACAAUUGGUGAAUCUGGAUCUAAAACGGGCCAGUCUGUUUCCUUUGCACUUGUUCCUCCAUCUUCCGGGAUGUCCACUUCUUCAGACGAGAUCAAGGAAAGGAAUGGAGUGGCAAGAAUGUCCAAGUCUCUAUCAAUGCCACAGCUGGAUGUUUUGGGGUCUGAAGAAUGUUCUUCAGUUGAUUUGAAAACAUAUGACAGAUGUACAGGAGAUUGCCAUCUUAGAGGAUACCAUAACUGUGAGAGAUGCAGAUCACUUCUUAUCGAACAAAUUCGUGGCUGCACUGCAAACCAAGAGAAUGGACGUGAAAGACCUGUCCAACGAUCAGCAAGCACAGUCGGACCCUCACGGAGAAAGUCCAAGCGAGGUCAAUCUCGCGGGCGGAGUUGUUCAACUGACAGACAGCUUUCUACAUCCAGGUCAUUUGGCAGAACUGACGUUGAGGUCAGAAAACCGAGAAAGGUUUCAAGAAGUCUUGACCGGUCCGGGUCUUUCUUUUCUCUGUCAAGUCUCCGUCGCAAGUCAUUUGGGCUGAAACGCAAUACAACGGGAAAAGCGACCAAAGAGCAGCGGAAGAUGUACAGAAAACGUAUGAAGAAACUCACAGCAGACAAACAAGUUGCUCUUACAGGGUCAUUUCUGAUUCUAUCCAGCCUCAUCUGUUGGUUACCUUAUGCCAUCACACGGUCUUGUUUCUUCCCUGUCGACACCAAACACUGGGUCGAGGUCACCGCCAUGUGGAUCUCCUUCGUCAAUGCUUUCCUUGAUCCAGUCAUCUACGCUUUCAUGAACAGGCGAGUCAAGGCCAAGAUAAGGGAGGACUUCAGGGCUAUUCGACGGUGCAUCAGGUCCUGCGGUCGCAAUGAUUUAGAGGAAGACGACUCGUAGAUAUUGCUGAUGGCAUCAUCAUCAUCAAAAGCAGCUGAAGCCUACAUGCCAAUCUUCAGACAAUCCAAAGUAUAUUUACCACUGACAUUUAUGACUUGGAAUAAAAAGGUAAAAUCAUUCAAUACUUCAUGACCAUUAAAUGUAGCUAGUAAAACCAAAAAGCCCACAGACCUGGGGCCCUGUUUCAUAGAGUUAAAACAAUUGCAACUUUGCCAUUAUGGCGAUUACCAUGUACACUCUGAUCUUGGUUGGUAGUAAAGCUUAUUCUCUGCAUAGUUGUUUCAAAGGUACAUUAUUUCAAGACCAGCAAUUUAUAACACUCAGUUAAUGAGAGACCAAACACUUUUGGACACCGUUCUCACUACCUUCCUAAAACUAGUUCAGAAGCAAUCUUCACAGAAUGCCUACGCUGUGGUUUCGAAUUUCGCGCGAUAAGUGUCACCCCACUGACAGCGUUCUCAUAGCAAAAAGAUCACUUUACAUGA
This is a messenger RNA of Lytechinus variegatus (green sea urchin), 1636 nucleotides long. RefSeq lists its product as uncharacterized. The record is from RefSeq and is a predicted model, not a curated record. Gene Ontology annotation, cellular component: membrane. Gene Ontology annotation, biological process: G protein-coupled receptor signaling pathway. NCBI's taxonomy places the organism in Eukaryota, Metazoa, Echinodermata, Echinoidea, Temnopleuroida, Toxopneustidae. Gene Ontology annotation, molecular function: G protein-coupled receptor activity. The transcript has 3 exons. The coding region runs from base 120 to 1151 and encodes 343 amino acids.